AUGCCACGUGCCAGGCAUAUGAUUCCGGAAUCUGCAAUUCUUAUUGUCCUGGGACUUGGUGCUGGUUUCACUAUUUUUGAGAUGUGGACUGUCGAUCUUUUUUUGCAUCCAGGUGCGUUUUCGAGAAAUACUCAAAACAUUACAUGUACAAUUCAGAUCUGUUCUUCUUGUACCUUCUGCCUCCAAUCGUACUCGAGGCCGGUUAUUUCAUGCCCAACAAGGCGUUUAUCAGUAACAUCGGCACGAUCUCCCUGUUCGCCGUCGCCGGAACAGUUUUCAAUAUCUUCUUGACAAGUCUGUCGCGUCCUUAUCACGUGUACAAUCGUUUCCCCUUACAGGUUGCUUUAUUUUUGCCGCUCAAAACUUUUACGACUUCAACAUCACUAUUGUUGAUACCUUACUUUUUUCAACUGUCAUAUCAGCUGUUGACCCAGUUGCGGUGCUGUCAGGUAACUCGAUUUUCAUUCACAAGUUUGUCACAUACAUAUUUUACAGUUUUCGAAGAGAUUCAUGUCAACAAACUACUGUACAUCACGGUUUUCGGCGAGUCCCUUCUCAAUGACGCGGUUACUGUGGUAAGUUUGCCGGUGAUAAUCGGAAAUCUCCAAAUAAUUUCAGCCAACUUGCAGGUCCUCUACCACUCGUUCCAUUCGAUGGUCCGCAUCGGUCAGGCGCAUUUGAUCUACCAAGAUUACACAAUGUCAAUGAUGAAUUUCUUUUUGGUAUCGGGCGGCGGUGUACUUGUCGGUGUCGUUUUUGCGAUUGUGGCGGCGUUGGGGGUUAAGUGAGUCAUCACGAUUAAUUACUUCCUUUUUAGCCACAAAAUUAGAACAAAGCAGACACCUUUUGAAAGUAAAAAUGAUGAAAUUAUAAAGGGAACCAAGUACAAAUUGUGAAAAUCAAAUAAUUUUGCUCAGGUUUCAUAAUUUCCGAUAAAAAUGUCGAAAUGAAACAUCGGAAAUGGUUUCCGCUGCUAUCGAACAUUUUUUUCUGAUUAUUUCAAAAUUGCGAGGUUGGUUUUGGGUCCCAAAUAACCUUCUCAGCCUGCCGAUCAUAAAAACCCCAUGAAUUCGAAAUUUUUUCAGAUGGAGCGCAAAUGUGUCAGUUAUGCAGCCAAUCAUUUGCAUAACUAUCCCUUAUUUGGCCUAUCUCCUCUCCGAAAUUGUGCACGUUUCCGGAAUUUUGGGGUAGUGCAAGAAGCAGCAGCGGAAAGCGAAAUCCCAUUCCAAUUUUCAUUUUAGAAUUGUGGUUUGCGGCAUCUGCAUGAAAUCCUACGUGACCGGAAGUAUGGAAGAAAGAGCGGAUAUCACAGUGAAAUACACGCUCAAAACACUUUCAUCGUGGUGAAAAACUGAGAAAAAACUUAAAGGAAUCAAACCGUUUUCAGUUGUGAAGCUGUCAUUUUUGUGUUCUUGGGAUUCUCAAUAUUCUCCAAAGAUCAUAAGUGGGAUGUCGGAUUUGCGAUUGUGACUGUUUUUACCUGUUUUGUGGCACGAUUUUUAGGUGAGGUGAUCUUGGUUAGUACUUGAUUUGAAAACGUCUUUGCGUUCGUUUCCAGUCGUAUUUUGUCUUACUUGGAUAGUGAACAAAUGGAGAAUGCACAAAAUUUCCCUUCGAGAUCAGACAAUUAUGGCAUUUGGAGGUCUUCGUGGAGCCAUUUGCUUUGGAUUGGUUCUGACAAUCGGUAUUUUAAAGAUACUGAACAGUUCUAACAUUCAAAUAAAUUCCAGACGGAGAAGUAGUUCCUGCAAAACCUAUAAUGAUCUCAACAACUUUGGUAGUUAUUAUCUUCACAGUUUUCAUUCAAGUAAAAAACUCAAACUGAUUGCUAAUCGACCGUAUUUUGUGUUCAGGGAACCUUGAUAAAACCUCUUGUUGCAAUGUUAAACGUGAGAACUGCCGAAGAAUAUGACAAGUCCCUUUUUGAAAGUUGUGUGGAACAAGUAAGUUCAUAGUAGACCAUUUAAAAUUCCCGCAACCGACUCAAACUAUGUCUGCAUCUUUUUUUUCAGGUUGUCGAGGAGGCGAUGUGUGGUGUCGAAGCGGUAAUUGGAGCUCAUGGCCAGAAUUAUGUAAGUUUCUGACCUCUUAUAACUGUAUGUAUGUGCUCCAUUCUGUUUGCAGUGGAAGAACAAAGUGGACAAGUGGAACACGCAGUUUUUGGAGCCCGCACUCACGCGUCAGGAUAUGAACCGCGGACGGCGACUCGUCAAAAAGCUGACGGAUAUGACGACCGACGAGCAACGGGAAGCACUUUUACAGGAAAUCACCGUAGUCGAGCUAUGA
Caenorhabditis sp. 36 PRJEB53466 is the source of this 2286-nucleotide messenger RNA. The record is from the annotation of a GenBank genome assembly. NCBI's taxonomy places the organism in Eukaryota, Metazoa, Nematoda, Chromadorea, Rhabditida, Rhabditidae.